AUUUAUCUCUGUAUUAUUAUAUACCCCUCAAGUAUUUUCGUCUAUUUUUCAAUCUUAAAAUUUUAUAUAAAGAAAGAAUUUUAUUAAUAUUCUAGCAUGAAAGAAUUAUAUUAGGAAUUCUUAUAAUUUAAUAUAUAUUCGUCAAGGCGUUAUUAUCUUAAAAUUUGCUUUGUUUUGCGCUUACAUCUGAAUCGAAAAUAAAAAUAUAUCUAAUGUUUCGGAGUCGUAGUUGGUUCUCUGGAGCAUGGAGUCGUCCCAAAAAUCGGCUGUCGCUCGACCAUUUGAAAUAUUUACACACCAUCCUUGAAAAAAAUACUACGGUGUCUGAAAACAAUCGUGAGCUUUUGGUAGAAUCCCUCAGGUGUAUUGCGGAAAUACUUAUUUGGGGUGAUCAACACGACUCUUCCGUUUUUGAUUUUUUCUUGGAAAAAAAUAUGCUGUCGUUCUUUCUUCAUAUAAUGAGACAAAAAAGUGGUGGUUCUAGUUACGUAUGUGUACAAUUACUACAAACAUUGAACAUUCUUUUUGAAAAUAUUCGUAAUGAGACGUCGCUAUAUUACCUUUUAAGCAACAAUCAUGUGAAUUCCAUCAUUGUUCAUAAAUUUGAUUUUUCCGAUGAGGACGUUAUGGGAUAUUAUAUUUUGUUUUUAAAAACACUCAGUCUAAAACUAAAUACUCACACAAUACACUUCUUUUACAAUGAGUACACCAAUGACUUUCCUCUUUAUACAGAGGCUAUAAAAUUUUUUAACCAUCCCGAAUCCAUGGUGAGAAUCGCGGUAAGGACCAUAUCCUUAAAUGUUUACAAAGUUCAAAAUGAUAGCAUGUUGAAGUUCAUAAGAGAUAGAACGGCUGCUCCAUAUUUCAGCAACUUAGUUUGGUUUAUUGGAAAACAUAUUUUAGAACUAGAUGCGUGCGUGCGAACAGAUAUUGACCACCAAUCAAAUCAGAAACUUUCCAAUCUUGUUGCGGAACACCUAGAUCACUUGCAUUAUCUCAAUGACAUUUUGCUUCUUGAAAUACGCGAUUUGAAUGCAGUUUUAACAGAACACCUUCUUCACAAACUGUUCAUCCCCUUGUAUAUAUUUUCUCUCACCCCUGCACCACCGCUUUCAAUGGCUGUAGUUACCCAAAAUUUGGCUGCUGUUCUUAACAAGGUUGUUGACAUUGAUAUUCAAGAAAUGAACAAUCCGCGUGUAUCAUCCGUAGUCGCUUUGUACCUCUUAUCUUUAGUAUUUUUGGUUAUAACACAUGGACCUUUAGUGCAUUCUUUGGCUUGGGUCAUAUUGAAUGCGGAUAGUAAAGUAUUUACUGAAGGAGCUGCAGAGAUCUUAAAUGCAUAUGUUGAACGAAGAGAAGUAGUUGUUCCUGGUUUUAAAGAACCCAGAGAAAGUCUAGAAGAGGCUUUAGAUACAGUCGCUUCCGCUUCUUCGGCUAUAAAUAUUUGCACGGAAGAAAGUGUUUCAGCAGUCCAAGUACAUGAACUACAAUUAAAUUCUGGAGCUAUUGAUCAACAACCAAGUUCAAAAACAAUUCACGAAUCAAAUAUUACUGAUGAGGAGAAGGAAAAGCUUAAGAAACUUGUGGAAUCAUCAUCAUCAGACAGACUUCGUCCGUUUUUAGAUGUCGUUGUAUCAUCUUUAGACUGUGCUGAAAAUGAUUAUUUGGCAUUGCUCUCACUAUGCCUAAUUUAUUCUAUGGCAAAUAACCGAGGUAUGAGUAAAGAUUGGUUAGAUCAAGUCUUAACCAAAUCUGAAAAAUCUUCACUAACUUACAAAAUGGAAUUGGUGGAGAGUCUGCUUAAUAUUAUAAAUUCAUCUUAUCAACCCUCUUGUAGAAUUCGUCUAAUAACAUUAGAAAUAUCUUUAGAACUGUUAGUUUCCUUCACAAAACCCAAUACGGACGAAUGUUGCAUAACUGAAUCACAACAACAGAGCCUCUUUUUAGCUCAGUGUCAAGCAAUGAAUGCGUUACGAAAUUUUUACAUGUCGGAAGAAAUUUUUCUUGACUUGUUUGAGGAUGAGUACAAUGAAAUGAAAAAAUCUGUGCUCAAUGUUGAAUACCUUUGCAUGGACUCAACUAUUCUUCUACCUCCAACUGGUACACCGUUGACUGGUAUAGGUUUCACACGUCGAUUGCCAUGUGGGGAAGUAGAAAAGGCUCGUCGGGCUAUCAGAGGAUUCUUUCUUCUUCGCCGUACAUGUCAAAAGUUCUUAAAUGAAACUGAAACAAUGCUUCCUCUAACAAAUUAUACAAACUGCGUUCAUGUGGAUAAUGUUUUAGACUUGAAUAACAGUGACCUGAUAGCUUGUACCGUAAUUAUAAAAGACAGUACUAAACAGAGAAGAUUUCUAGUUAUUGAUACACUGCAACUAAUUUUAGUAGAACCAGAUGCUAAACUAUUGGGCUGGGGUGUUGCAAAAUUUGUUGGCUUUCUUCAAGACGUUGAGGUUGUUGGAGACAAGGAUGACUCACGUUGCUUACAUAUUACGGUUCAUAGGGGUGGUGCUUCACAUAAUCGCACACCACUUUUGUCUGCCAAUUUUCUAUUUGACGACCACAUAAGAUGUAUGGCAGCAAAACAAAGGCUUACAAAGGGUCGAAGCAAAGCACGUCAAAAGAAAAUGUAUCAAAUUGCACAACUUCUAGAAAUGCCAGAUCAAUUCACCGAUUCCACAGUGUACUCAGUAUCAAGACUUCGCUCAGGGGCUGCUGCAAGGACAUCGAGGGAGCAUAAAGCAAUUUUGUCUAGCUCUGGUCGAGUUCCCGGUUUUGCAGCCGCUCUUAAAAGAGAAAACGCCCCCAUUUCAGGUGUAAGCAGAAUACAAAUGGUGCAGAAUAGAUCAGUUGAAGGAUUCCGAACUGAGAGUCGUUCUAGACGUAGGGGGUCUAACAGUAGUUCGUGCUCUUCUACGCCAUCUAAUGAAACAUUUGAAAAUUCAUUUGAUCGAAAAACCAAAUCGCAAUCACAAGAGAGUUCAACAAAUCGAUAUUUACGGCCACGAGAGAGUAACCCAAGAGUGUCUUGGCCAAGAUCCGAAGAAAUUCCUCUUGAGGAUUUUCAGCACUCAAAAACUAAUGGUCAGCAUUUUCGAAGUUCUUCAAAUCCCCCAUCCCGUUCACAUACUCCUUUAAAAUCAAAAUACGAAACAACGUCUCCUCAAAUCACAUUGCCAAAUUCGAAUGAUUUAACGAAAAUUAAUGGAAUCACCUCAUGUAUGGAAGUCGUUGCGGUGAAUUCUGAGGAAACUUCUUUUAUUGCGAAAGAAGAUAUGGAACGACAUCAGGGAUCGAUUGAAACCGUCUAAUGAACUUAAAAUUUGGUUCUAAGUUUAGAAAAUUAAGAAAGAAGUUUUAAAGUCGAUAUAAUUUGUUAUUCAACGUUUUGUUAUCUUAUUAAUUUCGAUGCGGCAGUAACUUGUUGCUGAAACUUUUUGUGAUAAAUAAAACAAUAUUUACUUUGAAUCUA
Molecule: messenger RNA, 3469 nt
Organism: Eupeodes corollae
Lineage: Eukaryota; Metazoa; Arthropoda; Insecta; Diptera; Syrphidae
Gene: ema
Product: protein CLEC16A homolog
Exons: 12
Coding region: 213-3308 (1031 amino acids)
Biological process (GO): endosome to lysosome transport; regulation of autophagosome maturation; endosomal transport
Cellular component (GO): late endosome; endolysosome membrane
Source: RefSeq, a predicted model, not a curated record